AUGGUCGCCAGUGCUGUCCGGAUGCGCACUCCCAGCGCCAUGCUCACCAAAGGCGCCUCCUCCUUGAGGAGGCCGCAGGUUAUGCACAGAUUCAGGGAUGCUGUUCAACCCCAAUUGCCCGCCUUCGCUGCCCUUUCCCGCUACUAUGCCUCCAAGUCCUUCCCCCCUCACACCAUCAUCAGCAUGCCUGCUUUGUCGCCAACGAUGCUUGCUGGAAACAUCGGUGCCUGGCAGAAGAAGCCCGGCGAUGCCCUGCAGCCCGGAGAUGUUUUGGUCGAGAUUGAGACCGAUAAGGCACAGAUGGACUUUGAGUUCCAAGAAGAAGGUGUCUUGGCUAAGGUUCUGAAGGAAACUGGUGAGAAGGAGGUUGCUGUUGGCUCCCCUAUCGCCGUCCUCGUUGAAGAGGGCACUGAUGUUUCGUCGUUCGAGUCGUUCACCGCUGAGGAUGCCGGUGGUGACAAGGGUGCUGCCCCAGCUCAGGAGAGCAAGGAAGAGUCUAAGGGUGCUACUGAUGCUGCUCCCGCUUCUACACCGGCCCCCGAGCCUGCUGCUCAGGAGCCUGAGACCUCGGGUGAGAAGCUUCAGCCCAGUCUCGACCGCGAGCCUACCAUCAGCCCUGCUGCUAAGGCUCUUGCUCUGGAGAAGGGUGUGCCAAUCAAGGCCCUGAAGGGUACUGGCAGAGGCGGUCAGAUCACCAAGGAGGAUGUUGAGAAGUACAAGCCCAGCGCUUCUGCCGCUGCUGGCCCUACCUAUGAGGAUAUUCCUCUUACUUCCAUGCGCAAGACUAUCGCCAACCGCCUUCAGCAAUCCACCAGAGAGAACCCUCACUUCUUCGUCUCGACGACUCUGUCUGUCACUAAGCUUCUGAAGCUCCGCCAGGCCCUUAACGCCUCCGCCGAUGGCAAGUACAAGCUUUCCGUCAAUGACUUCCUUGUCAAGGCUUGUGCUGCUGCUCUUCAGAAGGUGCCUGCUGUCAACUCCAGCUGGCACGAGGAGAACGGCCAGGUUGUCAUCCGCCAACACAAGACUGCCGACAUCAGUGUUGCCGUUGCCACCCCUGCUGGACUGAUCACUCCUGUUGUGAAAAACGUUCAGGGUCUCGGCCUCUCCAGCAUCUCUAACUCUAUCAAGGACCUUGGCAAGCGUGCUCGCGACAACAAGCUUAAGCCAGAGGAGUACCAGGGCGGUACUUUCACCAUCAGCAACAUGGGAAUGAACCCUGCCGUUGAGCGGUUCACUGCUGUUAUCAACCCCCCUCAGGCUGGUAUCUUGGCUGUUGGUACUACCCGCAAAGUAGCUGUCCCUGUCGAGACUGAGAACGGCACCGAGGUUGAAUGGGACGACCAGAUCAUUGUGACUGGCAGCUUUGAUCACAAGGUGGUUGACGGUGCCGUUGGUGCUGAAUGGAUUAAGGAGCUGAAGAAGGUUGUUGAGAACCCCUUGGAGCUGCUGCUCUAA
Aspergillus bombycis is the source of this 1458-nucleotide messenger RNA. Its product is annotated as putative pyruvate dehydrogenase complex, dihydrolipoamide acetyltransferase component. Gene Ontology annotation, cellular component: pyruvate dehydrogenase complex. Gene Ontology annotation, molecular function: dihydrolipoyllysine-residue acetyltransferase activity. The transcript has 4 exons. The coding region runs from base 1 to 1458 and encodes 485 amino acids. NCBI's taxonomy places the organism in Eukaryota, Fungi, Ascomycota, Eurotiomycetes, Eurotiales, Aspergillaceae. The record is from RefSeq and is a predicted model, not a curated record. Gene Ontology annotation, biological process: pyruvate decarboxylation to acetyl-CoA.